AUGCAGCAUGAGGCAAACACCAACUUUGUGCUCACGCUCCAUCUCGUGCUUCAGCUUGGGCGAGACGGCCAGUACUCUGCUGAGGUUGGAGAGCAGCACGCCACUUUGACACAAGGAGGCAUCCUGGUCUUCGACCCCACCUUUGUCCAUACGGUGCAGAACUCCUCCGAGGCAGAGAUGUACCUUUUCUACUGUCACUUCUAUCAUCCGCAGAUUACGGAGGUAGAACGCUAUGCUUUGCUGUUCCUGACGCAGCUGAUGGAGCGACUCCAGACAACCGGCCUCGUCAAGUCUUCAUCGCUUGCGCCGGCUCCGGCGGUGGAUGCCAGCUUGCGGCAGAAGGGGGUUGCAAGAAAGCAGUCUUUUGCUUUGAAGCAGGUGUUUUCGUUAGAGCAUGACAUGCAGCAGUCACCAGCAGAGAACUGGCAGCUAAAGGAACGAUGGUGCCGGCUGCACACAAGGAAGACCGACAUACAGCUGCAAGCGUGGCUUGCGAGGCACCCUGGACCAAGACUUUUGCUUCGAGACCCACAGUUCUAUGAAUCAAGUAUCACAAAUGUGCCAAUUCAAUAUGACUCUGCUGUAAGUUAUGACAGCCCUCUCUUCCACACCUACAGCACGGUACAUCGGUCUUGCAGUGGUACCACUGGGGCAGUGGGUUCCCGGCCGCCAAGCUGUCCAGGUCUACAGGGCAUUGAAGUUCGCAGCCUGAUGUGCCUGCUAAGUGAGGAUGUAGCCGGAGUGCGCGCGAACAGAAGCUUCAUGCGUGGUUUCACCGGAGGGUGUCUUAGAUGUGAACUUGGACCCCUGAUGGAUACCGCAGUUUUUGGGGUGUUGGCAGUACGGGAGGAGUUGAGCUUUCUGGGCUGCGGGUGGGAGCGUGGAAUGCGCCGAUGCGCGAUGGGGAAAAGGAGCCUUCAGUGUGGAUGUGGCGCGGUUGGGGUAGUCGUCAAAACGGGUCAAGUCGCUCCAUAA
Symbiodinium sp. CCMP2592 is the source of this 975-nucleotide messenger RNA. The record is from the annotation of a GenBank genome assembly. NCBI's taxonomy places the organism in Eukaryota, Dinophyceae, Suessiales, Symbiodiniaceae.